AUGAUUCACUUUAAAAAUAUAUCUAAUAAACUAUUAUGCUUCAAAUGGAAAAUAAAAUUUAAUACUUAUAAAAAAGCAAGUGUGCAUUUUUCAGAUUAUGUAAAAAUACAAAAUAAAUAUCCGAUAAACAAAAUAACCCCUGCUUUUUUUUCUACUUCAAAAAAUUCAGAUUACAUUAAUUAUAUCAAUGAUAUAAAUAGUUUCCUUGAUAUAUUUCAGAAAAACUUAGAAAGUACUUCUAAUAAUGAAAAUAUCGUUUCUGUAUUGCAAAAAAUAAAAAAUGAAAAAAAAUACGAAGAAAAUGAGGACAUCUUAGAAAUAAUAAGUAGCAUAAAAUUAUUAAUAGAGAAAAGAGUUCGUCCAAUAAUUUUAAAUGAUGGUGGAGAUAUAAAAUUUAUUUGUUUUGAUAUUGACAGUGGUAUAGUUUACGUACAGCUAGAAGGAGCUUGUGUUACAUGCUCACAAAGUGAAAUGACUCUCCAGUACAUGAUAAAAAAUAUGUUGACAUAUUACAUAUCUGAAAUUAAGGAAAUUAAAAAUGUAACAAAAAAUGGAGAUAUUAUUUAA
Messenger RNA from Plasmodium gallinaceum, 567 nucleotides. RefSeq names its product NifU-like protein, putative (gene IscU2). The transcript has 2 exons. The coding region runs from base 1 to 567 and encodes 188 amino acids. Gene Ontology annotation, cellular component: mitochondrion. Gene Ontology annotation, biological process: iron-sulfur cluster assembly. Gene Ontology annotation, molecular function: iron ion binding; iron-sulfur cluster binding. NCBI's taxonomy places the organism in Eukaryota, Apicomplexa, Aconoidasida, Haemosporida, Plasmodiidae. The record is from RefSeq and is a predicted model, not a curated record.